Molecule: messenger RNA, 1254 nt
Organism: Lathyrus sativus (Indian pea)
Lineage: Eukaryota; Viridiplantae; Streptophyta; Magnoliopsida; Fabales; Fabaceae
Source: the annotation of a GenBank genome assembly
AUGCAAAUGCAACAAACUCAGCAAGCCACCGCGGCAACUAUCUCAACGCCCACUUCUCCUCCCUCUUCCCCCGGUGGCCCCACGGCCGAGGCACCGCCGAAGCAAGUUGCCGUAGCAAUGGACAAACUCGGAGAAGCCGAAAGAAUCAUCGCCGACAUCAGAAUUGGCGCCGAUCGCCUCCUUGAAGCUCUUUUCAUUUCCGCCGGUCAGCCUCACCAAGGCAGCAAGCCUUUACAAGUGUUCCUCAAAGAAAAUGCUUGCAUGCAACAGCAUUUUCAAGAGCUUCGAUCACUAGGGAAGGAGCUUGAAGAAGCUGGAGUUCUCAGUGAAUCUGCUCGAACGCGGAAGGAUUUUUGGGGUCUGCACAUGCCGCUGGUUUGCCCAGACGGCGCAGUCGUAGCUUAUGCGUGGAAACGGCAACUCGCCGGUCAGGCUGGUGCUUCUGCCGUUGACAGGACAAGGUUAGCUCUCAAAGCUUUUACUGAUCAGAAAAAACGGUUUUUCCCCCAUCUUGAAGAUGGAAUUGAAACUAAUGAAUCAGCUUCGAAGAAACAAUGUGGGUCUGAAGAAGUUGUGUUUGAACCUAAGGAAGACAUGAGUUUUCUGAGGUUGCUACCAGAUGUUCUGAAGUCAGUGGAAAAGGAAGUGCCAAAUGUGAAAAUUUCAACUUUUGAACGUCUGGACUGGUUAAAAAGAGCUUCCACACUCGCCUCUGUAACUAAUGAGAGUUCUCAAGAACAGAACUAUCAUGGUUCUAAUAAGCCAAGGCUAGGAUCAAUUGGAAUAGUUGAUCCAGAGAAGGUUGCCGUGAUAGAAUUGUUGUCUUCUAACUUCAGAGCUAUUAUAUCCUUGCAUCCUGCUGGGUCCGCUAAUGCUGAUGCUGUGGCUUUCUUUUCUCCCGACGAGAAUGGAAGCUAUGUGCAUGCAAGGGGAAUUUCAGUUAAUCAUGUGUAUGAACAUAUUACGGAGUACGCAACAAUAGCUCUGCAGUAUUUUCUUGGCAACCAAGCUGAAACAUCGCUGUAUUCUCUUUUGCACUGGAUUUGUAGUUACCAGAGCGUGUUAUCAAGACCAUGCAGAAAAUGUUCAAAGCUACUUGCCAUGGAUAAACAAUCAAAUUUGUUGUUACUUCCAGUUCACCGGCCCUACUGGAAGUUUUCCCUUUCAAAAAUUUUGUCAGCUAUAUCUUCAAAGGACCAGCAUUCAGAUACUACUAUGGCCUAUCAUAUUGGCUGCCUCUCUGAGGAAGUAUGA